Mesocricetus auratus (golden hamster) is the source of this 5782-nucleotide messenger RNA. It is a transcript of the gene Spata31h1, whose product is annotated as chromosome unknown C2orf16 homolog. The transcript has a single exon. NCBI's taxonomy places the organism in Eukaryota, Metazoa, Chordata, Mammalia, Rodentia, Cricetidae. The record is from RefSeq and is a predicted model, not a curated record. The coding region runs from base 1 to 5610 and encodes 1869 amino acids.
AUGAAGCCCUUUGAGUUGACCCCUACAUCAGAAUCUCAGUGUAAAAAAUCUGUUCUGUUGAGCUCUGGACCACCUUUUCAAGGUAGGAAAUCAUCUAACUUAGUGGGAGGGGCAAAGUUUCAAGAGAUCCCAUUUUUGAAGAACCAACUUGGGUCAGGGCAGCAAACCACACAACCCAUGUUUGCUUCAAGGCCUCAGUCAACUGGUGUGAAAUCUGUGGGAGUUUUACCAGCACCACUUGGUGAAGAUAGAAUGUCUUCAGAGAUGAGCAAAAGGCCAUUGCUUUGUACAAAUCCUGUGAAACUGACCCCUGGCUGUGGUCUGCAGGAUUUGAGAAGUAAGGAAUUUUCACCAGAACCUUGUUUUCAAAACAUUAAAUCUGUUCCAUUGAAGUUAGGGUCACAGUCUCAAAGUGUGACCUCAGAAUUCACACUAGCCCACAGUUCUCAAUGUGCUAAGUCUUCCUUUGCACCAAAGCCAUGUUUUCAAGAUACAAAAUCUACGCUGCUAAGGCUAGGAUCCGAACAGCAAGGUAUGAAUUUCCAACAGUUUCCUUUAGAUAAACCAAUGGUAUUAACGCCAGAAUCCACCAGGAAGUUCUCAGCAGGACCAGCGCUGACUAGUGUCAAAUUUUCAAAUUUGAUUCCUGAAUCACAACAAUGUACAUCAGAGCAGAAGUGGCAAAGUGUAAAACAUGUGAAAUUGUCAUCAGUGUCUCUCCCACAAGCUGGAAACUCUGUGAGGUUAUCACCAAGGCCAUUCCCUCAAGAUGUGACAUCUGGGAACCAAAUCCCCCAAACAAGUAAUCAAAUCACAGAAUCCCCUAAAGUGACAUAUAGACCAGGGCAACAGGUGGUAGAGUAUACAGAGAUAAGCACGAAGAUAAGGCACCAAGUCCCUAAGUUGGUGAAUUAUCAAUAUAUGGGAUCUUCAGAAAUGACAAAAGGGUUGGGACAUGAAAGCACAGAAACUAUAAAGAAAUCUAUGAGGUUGGCCCCCAAACCAACAGAUAAAGUCACAGAAUCAUUAGGGAUGCCUCAGCAGCCAGAUGCUCCUGUACCAGCAUUUGCUAAUCUGACUUCAACACCAAGCGAUCAAGAUUCAAACUCAGAAUUGACCCCACAGAAAAGCUACCCAAUCCCAGAAACUCUGGAGUUGCUGUCUUGUUCGUGGCCUCAAUUUAAAGACUUCAAGGAGUUACAGACAAAACAAGGAUCUGAUAGAAUGACCGUUGACUUCAAGAAUUGUAUUGCAGAAAUGAUGAAGCUAACUUGUGAGGCAAGACACCAAGGGAAAGAAUUUCUUAGAGUGACUUCAAAGCCAGUAAAUAGAGAGACUGAAUGUACAGAAAAAUCUCCAAGGCCAUGUCCUCAAGACUUAGGACCUGUGGUGGUGAGCUCUGAGAGAAGAUCCCAAAGGGAGCCAUCUGUCUUGCAUCCACCACGGCAGUCAAGGAAGGAAGCAGGUAGGCUAACAAAGCCCCAGCAUGCAAACAUGGAAAAUGCAAGCAAAAUGCCAAUAGAAUCACUGGAUCAAGUUAUAAACUUUGUAAGGAUCAGUCCAAAGUCACUAGAUAUAGUGACAGAAUCUACAAAGACACAGCUUCAAGGUCCUCUAUCAGUGGCUCUCCCCAAAGAAUCUGUGAAUGUGAUCCCUGGAUCACCACUUCAAGUUAUAAAGUCUGUGAUGUUACCGGAGACUAUCUCUCAAGUGUCAAAAUGUGCUGAUUCUACUCCCAAACUGCAUGAUGUGAUAUUUUCAGAAUUUACUUCAAGAUUUUGGCUACAAACUGUGGAAUCUGAGAAAUUAGUUGCAGAGCCAACACAUCAAAUUUUAGAAACAAUAGACUUGUUGGGCUUUCAAGUUAUAAAGACUAUAUUGGUCCCCAAGCCACUGCUUCUGAUGGUAAAAUCUGAAAAGCUGGCACCAGGACCAAGUCCACAGGCUAUAGAGCCAAUAGGAGUUGCCACAAGAUCAAGCAUUAAAGUAAAAGACUGUUUACUCCCAAGACCACAUCUUCAAGACAUGGGAAAACCUAUGGAACGAACUCCAAGGGCAAAUAUUCAAGGGAAGUCUGCAGAAUUAAUCUUACAGCAAACAUCUCCACUUGAGGAACCUCCAGUAUUAACUCGCAAGCAAAGAGUUCAGGCUGAAAAUUUUCUAGGGAUUAAAACAGAAUCUCCAAAAGAUAUGGAAACUGAGGAUUUGAAUCAAGGACAGGUGUCACAGGAUAGAGACUCAAAAACGAUAAAAUCAGAAAAACUGCAAGCAGAAAAUUACUUCUCCAGGUUUAUACACAGUCCUUCAAUCCCAUUUAUUUCAAGCUCUGUCAAAACAACCGAAUUAUCACCCCUUCAGGGUUCUGGAAUGCCAGAAGUAUCAAGAGCCUUGACUAUGAAGAACUUUGGUGUUGGUAUUUUGCAGUCCCCAGAGUCAUACACAGACACUAUUAUGAUACAAUCAUCAGCUCUUCCUUUGGUCUUUCCCUCUGGCAAGACAGGGAAUGCUGUGGGAACCCUAUAUCCUGAGAUUUGGGAAAUGGAUGUCAUAUCUACUAAGGAAGGAGCUAAAAAGAAGCAAAUGGAGGAAUUUGGGGAUUCACUCCAAAGCUAUUCUCCGUAUCCACUGAGAUUACUACCCUCAGAGUUUCAGGCAGGAUUAGGAGCUCGAAGGAACUCUAUCCGUUCUUUCCUGGGCAGACAACAGAAUGUCUGGGAAAGUCAUGUCUGUAGGCAGCGACUGCCUAGGAAAUAUCUCUCCAAUAUGCUAAUGCUGGGGAAUGUUCUGGGGACCACUAUGGAAAGGAAGCUUUGUUCUCAACCAUUUUUAACAGAAGGAACCACUAUGGAUAUCUGUCGAUCUAUUCAGAAUUUAUUUGGGGUUCCAGCUGAACUGAUGGAAUUUUCCCAGAGCCUAGUAGAGAGGGGUCCAAGGACAAUUUCUCAGACUUCAGUGUUCAAAAACUAUAUUCAGAGACAUAUUUUAUGUCAUGGUAAUGAGAAAAGGAUGCCCUUAAAGAUGUGGACCCGUGGAUCCACAUCUUCUAUAAUACAGCAAUAUUCUGGUACUAGAUUGGGAAUAAAGAAAACAAAUUCAAAACUCAGUGACAUAUUCCAGGAAGCCACUCAGCAAGUACCUGUCUCAUGUCCGGGGGCCCAGUUUCCUGCCUUAGCAAAGUCAGAGUCUCCUCUCGGGAUACUUUACAAUAGGGAUGAUCCUGUUUCCAGGGAGCAGAGUAAGAACUCACAGGUUGAUUCACCAACAAGGACUUUUGAGUCUCACCACUCUCUCAAGGCAAGUUAUCUUUCCCAGACCAAGACCGACAUCUCAGAACAGCUCCACCUGCUAAAAGACCUACAGCUAAAAAUAGCAGCAAAACUCUUAAGGAGUCAAAUACCCCACAAUGUCCCCCCACCUCUAGCAUCAGGUCUUGUCCUGAAAUAUCCAAUCUGCUUGCAGUGUGGCCGGUGUUCAGGAUUUAAUUGCUGUCAUAAGUUACAGUCUGCUUUCGGGCCCUAUCUUCUCAUCUACCCGCAGAUCCACCUUUUAAGCACCCCUGAAGGCCACGGAGAGAUUCGGUUACACCUCGGUUUCAGACUGCGAACUGGGAAAAGACCCCACGUAUCAAAGUAUCGUGGAAGAAACAGAGCGGAUACGUGGAAGAGUACUGCCCCACCAUCACGAAGGAAAGCUAAAGUCUAUACUCCAGCUUCCAAGAGUCCAACUUCUCCAAGAGAUUUCCAGUCCAGAUAUUCCCAGUCCCUGGAUUCUGGAGAAGUUCAUGUGAGACAAAGGCAAUGGAGCAGCCAUGGCGGGGUGGGAAAGGCAGAAGCCAAAGACUCGGGACACUACGAAUUCUGUCAGGUCCACUCCUUAUCAGAGAGUGGCUUUGAAAGUAACCAAGAUGAAAACUGGGCUAAAUCAAGCCUCAGAAAGACCUCUGACUUAAAAUACCCAGCGAAGAAAACCACCCAGGAACUUAAAACACAAAACACAAAGUUCUACAAAAACAGAACCAUAGAGGAGAGUCCUUCGGCAACGCUGACGGAUCCAUCAAGAAAGAGUAUUGACACUGCUCAAACAAGCACUGUUUCUUCCAAGAGACAGCCUAAGAAAUCCUCCCAGCCCAAGUUCAUCCAGCUACUUUUUCAGGGCCUGAGGCAGGCCUUCCAAACAGCACACAGAAUGUUGGCUGUUACUGGACGGAAGCCUGAGGAGGGGUCCAGUACAGACAAUUUGUGGUCAAGCAAAAACCUGCACCCCAAACAAAAAGCCAGCGAUUAUUGUUUAACAGAAGAGGACAAAGGAGCCAGCACACAGGUUGUCCAGUCAAGGUCAACAGGUUUGACCCCUAAGCAAGAGGACAGAUUGCAGGAAACUCAUGCCCAAUGUAGACAAGCUCAACAGCCAAAACAAGUGUGCGCUCCCCAACUCAGACUUUUGCAAUUGCCGAAGACCAUGGUCCCGCAAAGAAAUCUCAUUAUCCAAGCUACUUCAGUCAUAGAGCCUUUGAGUGUAGUUAAAAAUGUCAAAGGCAAAGGAAAGAACUACAAAGCUGAAAUCUGCGCUCUGGAGUCUAAUAUAGAGGCCAAAUUUCAGACUGAGGAGAUUCCUGCACCUGACGCCCCUUUGAAGAGCGCCCAUCAGAGUCACUUUAAAGAGACACACACGCUGAAGGAAGAACAACACGGCUUCUUUGGGGAGAGGGCCCUACCUAAGAAGCCUUCUGAAAGGACCUAUCUCAGCCUCCCGGGGAGAACUCAUCACCGAAGUCUCUCUGAGAGGAGACAUCGCAGUCCCUCCCUGAGAAAGCACAGCAAUCCCUCUGACAGAACCCUUAGAAGUCUCUCCGAGAGGAGUCAUCGCAGUCCCUCCCAGAGAAAAGAUCGCAGUCCCUUUGUAAGAACCCCUCAAAGUUUCUCUGACAGGAGCCAUCACAAUUUCUUUAAGGGGAGAGCUCGCAGCCCCUCAAGGAGGAGCCGACCCAAUCUUUCUGCGAGAAGGCCUCGCAGUCUCUCGGGGAGGAGCUCUCGAAGUCAUCGAGAGAGAAGACACACUCCCUCCCCAAAGGGUCGACUCAGUCUUUCUGGGAGGAGCCAACACAGCCCCUCCUCUCUGAGAUGCCGCAGUCCCUCCUGGAGGAGGCAGUUCAGUCCCACCCGGAGGACCCGGGGCAGUCCUUCGGAAAGGAGCCAAAGGAGCCACGGUAGUGUCUCCGAGAGAAGCCCUUCCAGCCCCUUUGGUAGGAAAAGACACAGCUCUUCCUCCAGCCCCUUUGGUAGGAGAAGGCACAGCUCUUCUGGAAGAGUCUACCACAGUCACUCCAAGCCCAGGCCCCACAGGCCGCCUUCCAGACGCCGCCACCGCAGCCAUUCCGGGAGAACUCAGUACAGUCCCUCCGAGAGCAGACACAGUCACCACUCCGAGGGGAGCCAGCGCGGCCGCAGCGACUGCAGACCCCGUCACAGUCCCAGGGACAGGCUCAAGCACAGUUCCCAGGAGACGCCCACAGUUGGCGUGUCUCAAGAGUUCAAGACUUAUCUAAGUAUGUCUUCUAGGGACCGCACCAAAAACCUCAAAAGCUGGACCAGCCUGGGGGCUCGCAGUUAGGAGAGAAGGAGAGGCCUGCCCCUACUAAUGCUGCGUCUUACAAAUCUUCGCCUAGCUGCCCCCCCUUCCUGUGCUCGGCCACUGCCUGCGCCCUCAGCAACCAAAGAGCCGUCUGGGAGGGGCGUGACACCGGGCCUGUCAUUUAAAGAUCAAUAAAGGGGCAAUCAUUGAA